UCGUUAGAAAAGUAAACACAACCCUGACACAACCAAACAGAAAAGUUUUAGAAGAAAAUAUUAGUACAACCGUUGGUAAAUAACUCGCUAUUUUGGUAUCACAUCGUUAUUAAGAGUCUUCAUGAAUUUAAAUCGUAUUCGCAUCUAUGAAGUGUGGUCUUUAUGUGAUUCAUUGUGUAGUAUUUAAAACCGAAACGAUUCAAUAUUACAACACGUUUUAAUUCGCGUGCAAAUGCAAUCAAGUAUGUAAAUGUGGCUUCAAUCAUUCAAGUGACCUUUGCCUGGUGUCUCGAAGGAACUUCCAAAGAGUUGACGUUAAUAGUUUUCGUGACUAGCUUCGCUGAUUUGUGAGAAUUAUUAAACAAAAUGUCGACGAGGCAGAUUUUAAGGAACAUUAGUGAUUCAUUCAGACGUGGACCUGGUUCAACUAGAAAACCAAAACAAGGACGUGUCGUGGAUAAUGAUGAAAGCAGAAGUCCAAGUGGUUCACAAUUAGAGGAGGCAGAACAACAAAGAAUAAUGAUUGGAAACCUUGUCAAGGCUGGAAGGCUUUCAGUCGAGGAGGCGAUGUCGUUCGCUGAGUCCACAGGUCUAACCUCGAGUGUGAAGGAUCAAGAAGCAGAGAUGACAUACAAUUUUGGAGUGUACAAACACACUAAAGACAGGUCUCGUACUGAGCGAUACAUCCUACAGUUUGAUUUUAACGAGCAAGCUUUAUCAACCAUUCAGAAGGGAAAAUUCGAUAGGAAAAUUCCGUUUGAAGAAAUCCGUGAUUAUGACAGCGAGGAUGACCUCAGAUUCUUCAUUUACUAUGACGAUGGUGAUGUUGAAUACGAUGCUGACUCAGCAGAGGAGAAGAUUAAGAUCUGCAGUCUUCUUGAUGGGAUCGUUUCAGACAACAAAAACACGACGGCGUCUGGUCGACUCAGUUCAUUGCCCAGAGCCAGGGCCGCAACUACUCUAUCUAUAAGAAGGGCGAUCAAGGAAGGACAGAUUGAGAAACGAGGACACAGUGCAGCCUUUUUAACGUGGUCCAAGCGAUUCUUGAGGAUCAGAGAAGGUGAAUUAGCGUAUUACAAAGUUGGUGAGGAGAAUAUGACCGCGCUGAAUAUCAUUAAACUUGGUCCAGGUCAUGCCUUUAUCAAGAAGUCAGAGCACAACGUGUUUAUUGUAUCAACACAAAAAAAGGAAUACAGUUUUCGGAUUAUAAACACAAACAAUUCGAAAGAUGUAACGGCUAUCAGGCAGGAAAGAGAUGAGUGGUUUACGGCCCUCUCAGAAGCUCUGCAGCCGUCUAAUCCUUUUGUCUCAGAGAUACCUCUAGUGACAUCUCCAACACUUCCAAAACAAGAUUUGCUCAACACAGCUUUGGAGCAACAGGAAUUUGUUCGACGCACUGUGGAGAGUCUGCAAAAGGAAUUGGAGCAAUUAAUGUCGAUCAUGAUCGUGGUAGAGGCUCCAAUUCAAGCGACAGAACAGAUGAGAAAAGUGGGAGAAAUUGUGAAAACGUUGGACACACAGAUUAAAACUGGACUUCUGGCGUGGACAAUGAAAUCAAUAGUUUCUAUGAAUUGCUCUCCCGGGAGUUCCACUGAUUCCACGACACAGAGAAGACAUGGAAACUCGUUAAACGCAAUACCCGAGCAAAACGGAGGUAUUGUCGACGUCAGCGGUGGUUAUGGUAACGCAAAUGACGACAUGGCUGCGCCCGUGACUGGUGGCAUCGGGUCGAUAAAGACUGGGAACAAUGGGAAUGCGACUCCUCAAGGAAGCGAUGUCAAACCAUCCAAUCAUGUUGUUUCAAAUCACACAAUCACUGAAGAUGAACGAUCUCCUGGAAAACCUGUUACAACUAACGGAACAUUAACACCCACAACACAGAAUUCUGUUUCCCCACCGCACUCCCCAAGGGCUGUAGAUCCUCCUCCCAUGGGUACCCCCGCUUCCCUGUCUCAACCUGAUUUUGUUGUCCCGCCACCUCCAUCCCCUGGUAUAGGCAUACCACCCCCGCCUCCACCAGGAGGGGGUGUACCUCCACCUCCUCCGUUUGGUGCAGGCCCAGCCUCGAUGCUCCCCCCUAAACCUUUGGUAAAACCUAACGUGAAAGUUCGACCCUUCUUCUGGUCCAAAGUUCCAAGUAACCUGCUCAUGUCAUCGAUGUGGGUCAAAGCUCAAGACAGAAUGAAUGAGUUGGAUUUGAAAAUGAUUGAAGAUUUGUUUCAGAUUGAAGAGAAAGCAAAUGCACCUGAUUUGUCUCAAGUUGCGAAGAAAAAUGCUUCUAAGAGUUUGUUGGAUAAUAAAAGGGCGCAAAAUUUAGGCAUUUUCUUGAGUGGAUUUAAAUUAACUGCGGAAGAUGUUGACAGGCGUUUGAAUUUCAUUGACGAGAGUGAUGGUGGACUUCCUCUAGAGAUCGUCAUCUCUCUCAAAAGGUUCCAGCCAAGCACCGAAGAAGCAGAAAUGUACAAAAAUUACAAAGGAACGAGGGAAGAUCUUUUAAAAACAGACCUUUUUAUGAUGAAGCUCUGUGAAAUUCGUGACCUGAAUGCUCGCUUGGAUCUAUUGUUGUUUAUCCUCGAGUUUCCACUUCAGUAUGAAGAACUUUCCCCGACAGUGUCAUCGGUGCUUCAGACGUGUACGGAUAUUAUUCAUAGUAAGAAAUUUCAGACCGUCUUGGAGUAUGUUCUGGCUAUUGGAAAUUAUCUCAAUGGAGGAACCAGUAGAGGAUCCGCUCACGGCUUUCAAAUUUCAUCACUUCCUAAGCUUAUUGACACCCGAGGCUCUCAAAAGAAUUACACCUUGUUAAAUCUUUUGGUGGACAUGUUGAAAAUUCAGGAGGAGGAAACACUAUCUUUAGGACACGAUUUCCCGUCUAUGAAGUUUGCUGUUGAUGCAUCCGUGAAGGGUCUGACAGCAGAGGUUGAAGUAUUGUGGAAAGGUUUGGCAAAGAUUAAAAAGUUAAACAUUGAUCUUCAGAUGAAACGAAAGACCUUAGACGAAGCAGGUGGUAGAUUUCACGAAGAUAUUAACACAUUUGUAAGUGAAUAUGAGCUUAAAUUGUUGGACUUAAACAGUCGCUGUGACAACAUGAAGGAAAGCUUUACAAAAAUGUUGACGUUGCUGGGUGAACCGUCGGGGAAAAAUUCUGAAGAAGUAUUUGGAAAUUUGAAUAAAUUUUUGACGAGCUUUUCAUCCGUUAUCCAAGACCAAUCGAAAGGCAAGGGUAAAAACAACAACAAUGUUGCUUCCCCUAUAAGGGAAGGUCGAAAAUGUAUCAAGACCCCGAGUAAAGAACAACUAAAUAUGAAUCAGAUGAUGGGAGAGUUAAAAGAAAAACAAGUCAAAUUAGACCAAAUAGAGGGAAAGGAUGUAACAAAGAAACAAGCUUCGUUGAAACGUAGUGUAUCUCCCAGCGCGGAAACAGCAAAAUCAAGCACGAUGACAAAAUCAAAAUCGAGAUCCGGCUCUUUAAAAUCACCUUCAAAACCAACUCGACAAGGAACUCUACAGAAACUCAGUGGCGGGAAACACAAACAGCCCAAAUGGGAUUUCCGCCAUUUUGAGUUGGACCCCUCUGGUUAUUUACACUACUUUAGAAAAGCAGAAGGCAAAGUUAUUGACUCAAUUUACUUACGGGGGGCUCCAGUUAGCAUUAGCGAAGAUGAUAAAUGUAUGGUUCAAAUUGUGACGGCAGAAAGAACAUAUUUUUUAAAAACCGAAUCCGAAGAGGAAGCCAUUUCGUGGAAGAACGAUCUCGCAAAGUACACGUAAUAGGCUCAGUGUAUCGCAUAUAUAGAUUUGGUAGAAGAUUAUUUUAUUAGAUUUUAAGAAUUAUGUACAUAUGUGUGAUUUUUAACGUAUC
Messenger RNA from Dendronephthya gigantea, 3859 nucleotides. RefSeq names its product formin-like protein 2. The transcript is spliced from 29 exons. Bases 367 to 3768 code for a protein of 1133 amino acids. The record is from RefSeq and is a predicted model, not a curated record. NCBI's taxonomy places the organism in Eukaryota, Metazoa, Cnidaria, Anthozoa, Malacalcyonacea, Nephtheidae.